AUUUCAUUGCCUUGCCAGACCACAUAUAAUAAUCCCGUACUAUAGUUUUCACACAUGCAAUUAUGCCUGACCCACAUAGCGUGUUUUGAAAGGGACGUCUCCAGCCUCAAUCCAAUUAGGGAGUAUAAAAAAUUGCGUCUGUUGUCACUGCAUGGCCGGCUCACCUCGCAAUCUACACUUAUUCCACUGUAUUUAAAAUCACAUUCUCUGUGAGCAGUAAACGCAAGCCUUGUCGGUUCUCGUUAGCCGUACUGACGUCACACGUCUCAACCAAUCACGUUCACGUUUCAAGUGCAUCAGUGACUAACAUCUUCCCGCACUGAAGAUUUUGCGAUUUCUUAAAAAUAUCGUCUGCAACGCUCGGUGCAUACAGUAACGGCAUAAACUCGAACAACAGUGGAAUUGUAAACACGCUGUGUCCCGCGGAAAUUGCAUAUAAGAGAAAAUCAUGAUCUUCUUAGUAAACAACUCGCCUGAGCUUCAAAGAUGACUGCUUUUUCACUCAGCCAUGUGCCAUACAGAAUGAUCGGCGAUUCGUGAUCGGUAAGAACCAUCGUGUAUCUUGACUAGACAACCGGUGUUUGUUCACCUUAUCGGUCUUGAGACAUCAUGCCGUCUUUGGAAGACAGGGUAUCCGAAGAGGCUGUUAUGCUAUGCAAUGAGUUUAUUUACCUCAAGCUACGUCAGCGUGGUUUACUCAACAGAGGGCGACAAACAGCUGCAGUCAAACUUAUUCCCACCGCUGCAACCAAAAAAGCACGCCACCAACCGAAAGAGAUAACGAUUCAAGACACGGUGCUGGAGCUCCAGAUGGUCAGUGCCGAGAUGGAGCAGAGGUACCCGAACCUCUUCAAAGACGUCUUCACUCAGUUAAACAUCCGGGUCACUUCCGAGGAGGUCGUGGAGGAAGCCGUCACGGCCGUUGCGUCAGAGAUCUUCCGUAGUGGGAUCACGUGGGCGAGGGUGGUGGCCAUGUUUGCUGUUGCGGCCACACUGGCGGCCGAGUGCGUCCAGCAGCGGACCCACGACCACGCUGCUUUCGUGGAUAGGGUGGUCAGGAGUUUGAGUCACUUCGUGAGAGAGAAUCUUGCGGAGUGGAUUGCUAGAGAAGGCGGAUGGGGUGAUAUGACAACAACAUUCCGAGGGGUCAAAGAGGACGAUUCUAAUAUGCUAAUGACCAUCGGCGUUGUGGGGGCGUUGUGCGGAUUCGCUGGAACGAUCUUAGCAACAGGGAAACUCCAGGACAAUUUAUAGCCAAUCAGGAACGUCUUAAAAGUGACGUCAGACGAUGAACCGACCAAUUAAAAAGAGAGGCUUCGAAUUUCACAACCUUGAAUUUGCACAACCUUCUGUAUACAGAUACCAAGUGAACUGCAAUCACCAGCAAGAAGGCCCUGUCGAGACUGGGUGUAACUUGAAGGGGGUGAGAGUCAUUGUUCACAAAAGGGUCUGAAACUACACACCAUGUAGGAUACCAAUUCUGCUGAUGUAUGUUGAAAUUAUGGCUUUUCCACCUGAAUGGUAAACCCUCUGGAGUUAUAGAUUCCACCGAGCUUGACAGUGUUCUCAGCACUAGAGAAGUAGAUCAAAGAGCAGGGUUUUGUUAUAUAUGGAAAAAGUAACGGCUGAUCUUCUUCACCAGGCUGAUCUUCUUCACCACCAGGCCGACUUAAAAACUAUGAAUUCAGAUUAAAGUCUGACAAAUCUCAUCCCUGAACUUGACUUCUCAAUUAAAAUUGAGUAGAGGAAAAUUACCAGAUAGACAAGACAAAUAGUCAGGUAGCUAUAUUUUGUAAUGACCACGUUUCAAACCUCUUGUAUUGGAAGAAGGUGACUACUUCGUGAAGAGCGGUUCCAGACACAGCAAGUAAUUCUUCCAGUUUGUGGUAUCACAAGAAUGCGCACCAAGGUAUCAACAAGCUAAGAGCUUCCAAAUCAAACUUAACAUAACUAGGCCUACAGAUGGUACCAAGCUUGAAGUACAGAAGGUUGGAAGACAAAAAUGUAAGAGACAUCGUCAUCAUCAACCAACCAAUUGGAAUCUAACAACCGAUCACGCCAUUUAUGAAGGAGCAAUCACAGAGUCAACUUCGAAGCGUGUGUAAUAAAACAACAAACGAUUUCGUCCAAGCGAGGCCUUGUUUCACAGCAUGGACAAAAAUCACCUCAAAAAAGGCUGUGUUCCAUUACUCGUAGAUUGGUCCAUUAAUAUCCGCAACUAUAAGGACAGGUAUUGGUUUAUGCAUGCACAUAUAUGUAAGUCGGAUUUAACAGAGAAUCUCGUGAAUGCCAUGUCAAAAUGUGGUUACGUACGUGGGCUCAACAGCAGAACUCUGGCGUACUUCAUGAACCUCGAAGUGUGACGUCAGACUACAUUCCUCAAAAACUCACUCAACUUAGACAUUCGCUAAAACCAACAGCACUACACACGCAACAACAUUUCGAGUAUGCGGUGCACACAAUCUAUUUAAAGCUCUCCAAGGUACAAAUUAGUCAGUGACAUUUUGAUUAUCGAGCUGGUCUCUUAUUUCAAAGUCUGCACUAUUAGGCAGAACUUAAUUUGACGUCAUAACGAGUACAUAACGCCAUAACCGAGGAAAUCUGUGCUGCACUUGUUCACAGAUUACCGCAACGUUUUUGUUUUUGUUUUUUUGUGUGUUUUUUUUUUUGGGGGGGGCGGGCGUAAAUUUUCCAGCGCUACACCAACACACUAUACAGCAAAUGCAAAUUGAGUUAGUAGUAAACUAUGUUAUUUCAGUCAAAACCCCGUUUUGGAUUAACACAAAACACUAAUUUGAAAACAGUUCGUUCCCUUCCCCUCCUUUAUUUUUUUAAGUUUGGUAACGUUUAUCUUUACGUACCCAUGAAAAGCUAGACAUUUACAUAAUACCCUGCACAAGCAAUUUCAUAUAGAUAGAGGAACAUUUUGGCAAGAAGGCUGGUCCUUAAUUUUAUCUAAAAAGUUUCUGACACUCUUUCAAAUGAACACUUUUAAAACAUGGCACUUAAGAGAAAACCAAUAAAGUGGAGGUUUGUGUGCAUUAAUGGCCGUUAGAAGGGUGUGAGCACUGACAUUUACUGUUAUAUUUGUGGUUUCUGAUACAAUAUUUUCGAUAUAUUUUGUGCAUGUAGUUGCUCCAGGAAUGUUCAAACAACUUGUGAAGAACAGUCCAUGUCUAAAAGAAUCUUCUGAAGCUUAUAAUGCUGAAAUAUAAACUCACCAUAAAAUAUAUUUACAUAAUAUGAAACCAAGAC
Molecule: messenger RNA, 3255 nt
Organism: Asterias rubens (European starfish)
Lineage: Eukaryota; Metazoa; Echinodermata; Asteroidea; Forcipulatida; Asteriidae
Product: bcl-2-related ovarian killer protein-like
Exons: 5
Coding region: 610-1254 (214 amino acids)
Biological process (GO): intrinsic apoptotic signaling pathway in response to DNA damage; extrinsic apoptotic signaling pathway in absence of ligand; regulation of apoptotic process
Cellular component (GO): mitochondrial outer membrane
Molecular function (GO): protein homodimerization activity; protein heterodimerization activity
Source: RefSeq, a predicted model, not a curated record